Messenger RNA from Pseudogymnoascus destructans, 2442 nucleotides. It is a transcript of the gene PFS2, whose product is annotated as pre-mRNA cleavage and polyadenylation factor (CPF) complex subunit. Gene Ontology annotation, cellular component: mRNA cleavage and polyadenylation specificity factor complex. The record is from RefSeq and is a predicted model, not a curated record. Lineage: Eukaryota; Fungi; Ascomycota; Leotiomycetes; Thelebolales; Thelebolaceae. The transcript is spliced from 3 exons. Bases 284 to 2290 code for a protein of 668 amino acids. Gene Ontology annotation, molecular function: protein binding.
AUUACCUUUUUGUAGCUUGUCCAACGUGUGAAAAUUGUAUAAUUUAGUAACUCCCGACACAGGUACUUCCGCUAUACCUUGUCGUCUCCGCUGGUAUGUUGUUCCGUUCCGGCCUUGUCUCGAACGACCUCGACAGCCAUAAACUAUAUAUAUAUAGAUUGCGUCAAAGGGAAUCGACUACUUCAAACAGGCCAGCUUCGUCCGAGGAGCGUGAAUCAGAGGAUAGAGAAGCUCCGUUCUGGCCAGCCAUGCGGUAGUAACCACGACGACGACUUAAAUCACCAUGGCUUACGAACAGCGUGGGGAGCGUGACUAUGGAACUGGCGGAGGAGGAGGAGGAGGAGGAGGAGGAGGAGGAGGAGGAGGAGGAGGAGGAGGAGGAGGAGGAGGAGGGAGAGGCGGAGGCGGAGGCGGUGGAGGUGAAGGAGGUGGUGGCUAUGAAGCUGGUGGCUUUGGGAGAGGACGUGGACGACGCCCCGUCACAGACUACGGCGCGACGAUGGUCCAUUGGAUGCAGAAUCGCCAGCCGCGCUACAAGGCACGCCUCCAAGGAGAGAUGGAGAGGCCGAGUCCCAGCUACAUCGUCGAUAUGCUUCCUCCCCUUGCCAGGAUAGACAAGGCUGCUGAUACCAUACCCGCUCAUCAUUUACAUUCUUCCCUUAACAAAAUCAAGCAUCCAGUGAACGUUGUGCGCUGGACGCCGGAAGGCCGCAGGCUGUUGACAGCAUCCAGUAGCGGUGAAUUCACGCUAUGGAACGGCACGGGCUUCAACUUCGAGACCAUCCAACAGGCUCACGAUGUUGCCAUCAGAGCGCUUUCGUACUCACACAACGGCGACUGGCUGAUCUCGGCAGACCACGACGGUAUCAUCAAAUACUGGCAGCCCAACUUCAACAAUGUCAAAGUUAUCCAGGGCCACGGCGACCCCAUCAGAGAUAUGGCGUUCAGCCCCAACGAUUCCAAGUUUGUCACGGCUUCAGACGACUCAACUCUUAAGAUCUUCGAUUUUGCAGGGGGAGUUGAAGAAUCGACAAUUACGGGCCACGGAUGGGACGCCAAGAGCGUCGACUGGCACCCAACUAAGGGCCUGAUCGUCUCGGGGUCCAAAGAUCAUUUAGUGAAGCUAUGGGAUCCUCGAACAAGCCGCUGCCUAACCACCCUACACGGCCACAAGAACACCAUCACCAAGACCCUAUUCGAACGGGUGCGUGGAUUAUGUCUCGCCACCUCCGCACGAGACCAAACAGCACGCGUCUUCGACCUAAGAAUGAUGCGCGACAUCUGUCUCCUCAAAGGCCACGAAAAAGACAUCUCAACCAUAACCUGGCAUCCAAUCCACUCCAACCUUCUAAGCACCGGCGGCUCCGACGGCUCCCUCUUCCAUUACCUCCUCGAUGAACCCCAUACACCCGCCGGCACCAUGCCAUCCACCGCCGUCUGCGACAGUCCCGACCCCGCCACAGCCCCCUCGCAAACCAUCCACCCCGCCCACAAAAUCCCCUUCGCCCACGACUUCGCCAUCUGGUCCCUCGACUGGCACCCGCUCGGCCACAUCCUCGCCUCCGGCUCCAACGACCGCCUCACACGCUUCUGGACGCGCGCGCGCCCCGGCGACUCUACAGUCUUCAAAGACCGUUACCAUAUCGGCGAAGCGGCUGCUGAGGCGGAGGGGACGUGGGAUCGCAGGCACUGGAGGCAGAAGCGCCAGGAGGACGAGGAACAGGAGAUGGAAGAUGAGAUGGACGGACUAGAGGAUCAGAAGAUGCCCGCGAAGAUCCCUGGACUCCCAGGUAUUCCCGGCCUACCACUUCCCGGAUCCCAACCCAUGAUCCCCGGCAUGGGCGCCGUCGCGCCUCCUCCCCAGCUACCAUUUAACCUCUCUGGUCUACCGGGACUAAGCGGCAACCUCCCACCGCCCCCGCCGAUGGACCCGAAUAACCCCCCCGAUCUCGCUACACUCACAGCUAUGAUGAAGAAAGCCGGUAUUCCACCUCCACCUCCCCCAGGACAGGGUGGGCAAUUCCCACCUCCCCCUCCCGGAAUCCUUCCACCCGGUUUGUUACCACCGGGAUUCACACUCCCGCCUGGAUUCCCACCGCCUCCACCGGGGAUGGCAGGUAUGCCGGGACUUCCUCCUGGGCUGGGAAACGCACCGCCGCCGAUACCGGGUUUUGCGGCCCAGAGUGCUGAGGAGGCGGGUGCGGGUGUGAGGAAGCGGGGGCCGUUGCCGAGUCAGCAGGAGAGUUUGCAGAUGGAGCAGAGGAAGGGGAAGUAUACGCGUGCUAGAUAGUUUUGGGUGGGGUGUAUGAAUAUAGGUUGCUAGUUGGAAAGUGUUAGGUUGAGGGGAAAAGUGUGGUGGGCUGGCAAACACCAGUGGGUAGGAAUACAGGCAAUGGUGCUGUUAUUAUGUACAUCACAUCUGCGGCGUUAGAUACCAUGGCG